AUGGCGGCUGCGGUACGCGCUGCGGGCUUCCUCCAUGCUCUGUGUGGCGCUUCGGCAGGUCAUCUAUGGUCCAGGCAGCUUUACCUAAACACCUUUCCAGCAGCUUCCAUCUGGGCGUUGAAGGCCGUUCCCAGCAGGGGCCCUUUGUCAUCUGCAGGAGCCAGAGACAGCCGCCAUUUUGCCAGCUUGGCCCGCGUGCUACAGACACAGUGCUGCCUUUCUGCUCGUAGCAGUUUGGCGGCCCAACAGCACAGAUCCUAUAGUUUCUUCACUAAACUGACAGCAGAUGAGCUGUGGAAAGGUGCUUUAGCAGAAACUGGUGCUGGAGCAAGAAAAGGAAGAGGCAAAAGAACCAAGAAGAAAAGAAGGAAGGAUUUGAACAGGGGUCAGAUCAUCGGUGAAGGGCGUCGUGGCUUCCUAUGGCCUGGUCUGAAUGCCCCACUUAUGAAAAGCGGAGCUAUACAGGCUAUCACUCAAAGAAGCAAGGAAGAGCAAGAAAAGGUGCAGGCUGAUAUGGUACAACAGAGAGAAGAGUGGGACCGGAAGAGGAAGAUGAAGGUUAAACGGGAGCGAGGAUGGAGCGGAAACUCAUGGGGCGGCAUCAGUCUUGGCCCCCCUGACCCUGGUCCCAAUGGAGAAACAUAUGAUGAUUUCGAUACCAGGAUACUUGAGGUGAGAAAUGUUUUCAACAUGACGGCCAAAGAGGGAAGGAAGAGAUCCGUCCGUGUCCUGGUCGCCGUGGGGAACGGCAGAGGAGCCGCAGGUUUUGCCAUUGGGAAAGCCACUGAACGGGCAGAUGCUUUCAGAAAAGCAAAGAACAGAGCCGUUCACUAUUUGCAUUACAUAGAACGAUAUGAAGACCAUACCAUAUACCAUGAUAUUUCCUUAACAUUUAAAAGGACACAUAUCAAGAUGAAGAAACAACCCAGAGGCUAUGGCCUCCGCUGCCACCGAGCCAUCACUACCAUCUGCCGGCUCAUUGGCAUCAAAGACAUGUACGCCAAGGUCUCUGGCUCCGUCAACAUGCUCAACCUCACCCGGGGCCUCUUCCAGGGGCUCUCUCGCCAGGAAACCCACCAACAGCUGGCUGAUAAGAAGAGUCUCCAUGUUGUGGAAUUCCGGGAGGAAUGUGGCCCUCUGCCCAUCGUGGUUGCCUCACCACAGGGGGCCUUGAGAAAGGAUCCGGAGCCGGAAGAUGAGGUUCCAGACAUCAAAUUGGACUGGGACGAUGUCAAGGCCGAGCAGGGAAUGAAGCGCUCUGUGUGGUCAUGUUUAAAGAGAGCUGCCACGUAG
Molecule: messenger RNA, 1293 nt
Organism: Rangifer tarandus platyrhynchus (Svalbard reindeer)
Lineage: Eukaryota; Metazoa; Chordata; Mammalia; Artiodactyla; Cervidae
Source: the annotation of a GenBank genome assembly